Messenger RNA from Manihot esculenta (cassava), 732 nucleotides. RefSeq names its product thioredoxin H-type. The transcript is spliced from 3 exons. The record is from RefSeq and is a predicted model, not a curated record. The coding region runs from base 166 to 522 and encodes 118 amino acids. NCBI's taxonomy places the organism in Eukaryota, Viridiplantae, Streptophyta, Magnoliopsida, Malpighiales, Euphorbiaceae.
CCUUUAGCCGUUACGUAAUCGGUAGCAGAGCAAUUCUUAUGCUCAUGGCAAACCUGUAAUAUAUCCAAAGAUUAGGUGCAUUUUCAAUCGCGAUCGGUAUUAAACAAACCCAAUUUCGCAACCAGGAAGCAAAAGCACUUUCAAACUUUUGAGAGAAUACCGGGGAUGGCAGCAGAAGAGGGACAAGUGAUUGGUUGCCACACUGUUGAAAUAUGGAACGAGCAGUUGCAGAAGGCAAAUCAAUCCAAGAAGCUGGUGGUUGUUGAUUUUACUGCUUCAUGGUGUGGACCCUGCCGUUUCAUUACUCCCUUCUUAGUAGACCUAGCCAAGAAGCUGACCAAUGUUAUCUUCCUGAAGGUGGAUGUGGAUGAAUUGAAGACGGUUGCUCAGGAUUGGGCUGUGGAAGCAAUGCCAACUUUCAUAUUCCUUAGAGAGGGAAGUAUUGUGGACAAGGUAGUGGGAGCAAAUAAAGAUGAACUGCAGAAGACUAUAGCAAAGCACAUGGCUACUGCUUCUGCUUGAAAAUGUUAAUUUCCAUGUGUUUUUACUAUUUCCAUGAGUAGUUUGUGUUCUUUUAAAAUGUUAGAGCAUGUUUGGGAUUAAGGUUUAACUGUUUUUCAAAAAUUAUUUGAUGUUGUUGAAGAGAAGAACAUAUUGAAAUGGUUUUUUUUGUUAUUUUACAUUUAUAUUAUUAGAAUUGCCAAUUUUAUAAUAAAAUUAAAAUUAAAGGUC